This is a messenger RNA of Annulohypoxylon maeteangense, 3559 nucleotides long. RefSeq lists its product as uncharacterized. The coding region runs from base 1 to 3339 and encodes 1112 amino acids. Lineage: Eukaryota; Fungi; Ascomycota; Sordariomycetes; Xylariales; Hypoxylaceae. The transcript is spliced from 3 exons. The record is from RefSeq and is a predicted model, not a curated record. Gene Ontology annotation, cellular component: nucleus. Gene Ontology annotation, biological process: positive regulation of transcription by RNA polymerase II; DNA damage checkpoint signaling. Gene Ontology annotation, molecular function: histone binding.
AUGGCUCCCAAUGCCGCAAAUUCGAAUCUUCCUGCGAGAAAUGGCGCCCUUAUUGGUGUAGAUGAAAGUCAAGAGAGUCAAGACCUAUUAAUAAAGCAUAUGCUAGAACAUGGCUUAGGUGUGACAAGUAUCUCUCCCGUACCUGUUGAUCUUUUUUAUCAAUCGAAGAGAGAUACGGCGGGAUCGAGCAUAGGACCACCCAAGGCAGAUAAUUCGCAUUUGGUGGACGAGCAAGACGGAGGACUAAAAUCAACUAAGCAACCACGGAACGCGUCAAACACGCUCGUUACCAGCGCUCCAAAUGACUCUGCGAGGCAAUCAAUCCAACCGCGAUUAGACCCGGCCUCGCGACCAUUUUCGAACUUAGAUGCGAAUGUUGCAUUGGCUCCGACUCGACCAAUUCUCGACGAUGCUGCUUUUCCACUCGAGGGGUUAAGUCAGUCGACUAGGAAUAAUCCUCUGCCUACACUUCCACCGCGAACAUUUUCGAAAACAACAGACAAAAUGUCUUCGGACUCACCAACUCAGUCAAAUGAUGGCCGCAGUUAUGAGCAAUACUCUACCAAUGAUAAUUCACAGUUAGAGUCAUCGCCACAAGCAAGUAGCGUCCACGAACCCGAACAUCCUACUCUCUCCGAACAUGACACGGGAUUCUUAAACUUCAAGUAUGCCGGCCACAACGACCAUACUGAUCGCACUGAUCGCACUGAUGUUGAUAUACCUGACACGAUACCGGAAGAAACUCAAGUCAAUUUCGCUCCCAGUAUAUUUCAGAGGUCACACGCAGCGUCGCAGGCGCCCGAGGAAAAUGGGAAUCAAACUAGACCCCCCGAGACACCCGCGAUGGCCCAGAGAUUAUUUGGUGGGAAUCGCGCACCAUUAAUGCCAGCAUCGCAGAUGUUCGGACAAACGCCGUGGACCUCGACAGUUAAGAAAGCCAGCCCUACGUCGUCACGUCCGUCACCCGAUGUAUUUAAUCAGAAUACAAUUUCGCCAAACCCUAUCAUAUCGUCUCCGUUAAAAAAUAGAGGGCUUAGAACCUCGCCUACUCACGCUUUUACUUCAAGUCCCGUAUUCCCUGGAAUCUCGUCUAGACCUUCGGGUGACGAAACACCAUCAGUACCUACGAAUAGCCAUGAGGAUGAAGGGCGAAAUCAAGGAACCGCCGCUGAAACGCCGCUCCCCCGAUUUGAAGAUCGUAGACGCAAGAACUUCCCAGAACCGAUCGGCGAGUAUAAGCCUUUGCGAAAGCAGAGCUCGGAAACAGACGCUACUAAAUCACCAACACGCAGUGGUGAAGAGCAAGAUUCGGACUCCGAAGUUGAUACAGCUGCUUAUCGCCGACGCCUAGCCAGGUUAAAGCAGGAGAAAGCCAGCAAGUCCUUCCCAGCUAUUAGUCUUCCCCGGUCGAGUUUAAACAAAGGUGACAAGGUGGAAGUGCCGUCAACUAAUCGGACGAGGCCUGGCCUAGGUCGAAAGACGCGAGAUUCAGAGCAGUAUUUGGUGCAACGCUACGGCAAGACGACGGUCGAUAAGGAUGGAUCGCAAGAGACCGUUGCAGAUUCCCAAGAGGCCGUGGCGCCGCCACAACAGGGUGAAAGACCAAAGCUGUCACAUAAAUUUGACGAAGAAAAGAUCGGGAGCAGUGAAGAGCAAGAACCGCCCACUACCAAUCUCCCAGACACCCAAGCGCUUCCGUCCAAUAUGGAAUAUAAGGAGACUAUACCUGAGACCAGUCCUCCAAGCACGGCUAUUGGUCCACCUAAACUAAUAGGCGAUAUAAUGAAGCAGUACUCUAGUAUCAGAUCUGAGAUGGAACCAGUGUCAUUUCCAGUCAUAUCGAGUGGUACAGACCCUGAACCGCAACCAAAACAAUCAAAUGAGCCGAGAUCUUCAAGUGCACCCGAACCGUUCCCGUCGAUUCCUGCAAAUCGAAAAUCCCGCUCUAGCCGAGGUCGACCUUUGGAGUCUUCGCCAUCUAUCGUUCUAGCCUCUUCUCCAUGGAGCGCAAUUCGCCGUUCGGUGAGGCUCGGGGAUAUAGUCACCCCAUCAUCGACCGGACGUGACCCACCUAUUCCGUCAGACGUUGGGACAGGGACAUCGACAUUGUCAUCUCUGUCAGCAACGCCAAGCAUGACCUCUAGUAUUACGCCAAGCACAGAGCUUGGCCAUGCGUCUGAAGCUAGCAGAAGUCGCAGUUCAUCUCCAGCUAUAGCAAAGAUACGGCGUCGAGGAAGACCUGCAUCGUCCGUCUCGGGACCUUCAUCGUCGCUCCCUCAGAUCAGAACAGAUUCCCGUUCUCGAGAAAGCACGAAAAGAACGACGCGCCAUAGUUCAUUGUCAACAGACGAAUUAGCUAAGUCGCCGUUUUCUGUGACUAGUACAGAUAGGCAGAAGCCACCUACCCGCAAGACAGCAAGAGCUAAGCGAAACUUGCUUCGGGAGUCUACAGUGAACCAUGGCAUCUUCGAAGGGAUGGUAUUUGCUCUCUCGUUUAAAGAUGAACAAGGUCGAAAGAACAAAGAGAAAACUGUGGAUAGACAUUCUAUUGAACGCAUGAUUCUUCGAGAAGGCGGCAAGAUCCUUUCUGAUGGUUUUCAUGAACUCUUCAGAUUCGACUCAUUCUCAGCCUCGACGAAUAUGUCUGCUACUAAUGUUCUGUCCAGUUCAUUAACACUGCUUAAUCAAGAUGCUGGGUUCACAGCUCUGAUAGCCGAUGAGCAUUCUCGGAAAACGAAGUAUAUGCAGGCCCUUGCGCUCGGCAUCCCCUGCUUGGCACCCAAGUGGAUAAUGAAUUGCAUAUCUAAGAACGAAAUCAUAGACUGGUCCUCGUACCUCCUAUGUGCUGGACCAAGUGCGCUUUUGGGGGAGGCCAUCCGUUCGCGUAAUUUGCAACCAUACGAUGCCUCUACGUCCAAAUUGGAGGAAGUGAUAAACAACAGGCCCAAGCUACUAGACCAAGCCCGAAUUCUUCUCGUGAUGAAAAGCAAUAGGGGUGAAGAGAAGAGGCUGCCAUACGUAUUCCUAGCGCAAAUUCUUGGAGGCUCGUUAGUACGAGUAAAUUGUCUUGAGGAUGCUAGGACUAAACUCCGUGAUGGCGAGUCCCAAGGUCAACCUUUUGACUGGGUCUACGUCGAUGAUGAUAAUCUUCCUAAAGCUCAAGGUGCAUUAUUUGGCUCAGGUGCAGGAAACGGAGGUCCCAAGAAACGGAAACGGCAGAGCACGGGGACAGACGAAUCCGACCAUCCACCAAAGAGAAUCAGGACACUCAGCGACCAGCUAGUAAUCCAGAGUCUCAUUCUCGGAAGGUUAAUCGAAGAGGGGGAGAUGGACGAGUAAGAUACAGUUGUAACUUAUUGUGUAUCAACAGGUCUGGUAAUGGGUACGUCAAUUGGCGACAGGACCCUGGUGGCGUCGUGCUUUGGGGGCAUUUACAGGCGUCUGUCUAUGUCGGGGGCGUUUCACGGCAUCCAUGGAUGACCAAGUGCAUUAUCCAGGAUUGGAAAACAACCGGUGUAGUAACACGGUGAAUUGAGAAAGGCAUAACGAAUGACACGGU